UUCAGCUGUCCUGGAGAUUGCUCAAGCUGCCAACCAGGGACCAGGUGAAAGGGCGCUUGCUCCCAGCCAAAGUUUCACUGGGAAAUUAAUCGGGAAUUAAGUCCCUACCUAAAGGAGAAAGGUGACACAGUGGAGGUAGAGCACAAGAAAUGGCGAGAGGAGCAAACCUAUUACCAGCAAGGCAAUAGAAAGUGAUUGAGGCCACAUCUAAAGACAGGGUCAGAGCAGGGAUCGGUGCCAAGCAGACAAGGCGCUGAGAGUCUGGGAGCGAGCCAGGGCGACGCGGUCAGAAAGAGAGGGGGAAGAGAGCAUCAAAGAGACCACAUGAGAGAGGUUCAGCCACAGGAAGAGCCUCCCCGAGAAAGAAAAACAGCAAUCUGCAAACAAACUCAAGUCAUCUUUUCUCAAACUGGGAACAGCAGAAACACACAGUCGGGCGCACGGAGUGGACAGAAACGUUAAACCAAGGGACAACCCAUUGGCAGAUUGAGCCCAGGACACAUCGCCAAGGUUAAAAGGGGGUGAAAAAAUAAAACAAGAACUGUUACCGAUCCGCGGUCGCCAUCCAGAGAAAACAGAACAACCACCAUCAACGUUCAGCGAAACUCCAGUGUACAGUGAAGUGCCGCCAGAAAUACAGACAGUAUCUGCAGGAGAUUAUUCAUUUGUCCCAUCGACAUUCAGAAACAGUCUUGACAACUGUGGGUGGGGGAUUUUCACAUCGCUCCCUCAGUGUUUAGAAUAUUAUACAUAUUUGUUUAACUAAGACAGAAUGAAGCGGCUGUAUGAUGAAAGCUCCUCCGACAGUGAGCUGGACGAGAUGAUCGACGUUGGCAAAGAGGAACAUUACUGUCCUGUAACUCAAUCAACUUCACCCACAACAACUUCUCACAUUCUGGCACGGAAGAGGAGACGCGGGAUUAUUGAAAAAAGAAGACGGGACAGAAUUAAUAACAGCUUGUCUGAACUACGCCGUUUGGUUCCAACAGCUUUUGAAAAACAGGGGUCAUCCAAGCUCGAGAAAGCUGAGAUCCUACAAAUGACUGUGGACCAUCUAAAGUUGCUGCAUGCAACAGGGGGUAAAGGCUAUUUUGAUCCUCACUUGCUUGCUGUGGAUUACAGAAGUAUGGGAUUCAGAGAAUGUCUUGCUGAAGUCAUAAGGUAUCUCAGCUCACUUGAACGAUUUCAAGGCCAUGACAACACUGAUCCACUAAAAGAGCGUCUGGUAUCUCAUCUCAACAACUAUGUGUCUGAAAUAGAGCCUACACCAUUGGCACCGGCUUCUUUGAUCCAUCGAACCUGGACUUGGCCACACCAUCAAUUAACUACUUUACUUCCACAGACAGCAGAAGGAGGACAAUUACCAUGCAUGGAUACUCUGCAGAACCCAGCUUUCCUGACUGGCUCUGCCUUAGCAUGUUCCACAUCUUCUCUGAGAGGAAUUCCUCUUGAGAAAAUAGCCUCCUCAGUGAUAUCACCCACACACAGUCUUCUCCCAAACAUGACAUCAUCUAGCCUCAAUUUCUUGUCAAACCUGGCAUCGCCUAUUCAUAGAGUGCUGUCCAACAUGACAUGCACAUUUCCUGGUGUUCUAUCCAAUGUAAGCUCAACCAACAAAAUGUUGACUGGUGUUGCUGUAUCUCCACAAAUUAGUUCGCCCUUGCUGUCACCAGCUUCCAGCACCAGCGCCAUUCAUACAACAAAUCCAACUGCAGCGAUUCCUGGCUCUUUAGGACUCUUUCCAUCUGUAUCACAUUUCCGACAUAAUCCCUCUAGUCAAACAAGCAACCUGAGUGCUCGCAAAUCCCAGAGGUCAUGGACAACUGCGAUUGGGGCUUUCUGAAUCUAGCCUAAUGAGGAAAAGAUUUUAACUAUACUUUUUUAUGAUGAUAUAUUGUGAUAUAGAAAGUAUAUUGUGCCAGAAAAUAUCCUGAUAGGUUUCAGCAAUUUGUAAUCA
Molecule: messenger RNA, 1957 nt
Organism: Hemiscyllium ocellatum (epaulette shark)
Lineage: Eukaryota; Metazoa; Chordata; Chondrichthyes; Orectolobiformes; Hemiscylliidae
Product: hairy/enhancer-of-split related with YRPW motif protein 1-like
Exons: 5
Coding region: 773-1843 (356 amino acids)
Biological process (GO): regulation of transcription by RNA polymerase II; regulation of neurogenesis; anterior/posterior pattern specification
Cellular component (GO): nucleus
Molecular function (GO): DNA-binding transcription factor activity, RNA polymerase II-specific; RNA polymerase II cis-regulatory region sequence-specific DNA binding; protein dimerization activity
Source: RefSeq, a predicted model, not a curated record